UAUUCUUUGCAUCUUUUCUCAUCCUCUCUGGUUUGCACAUAUCAGUAGAUUUCAAAAAUACUGUAAAUGGGGAAUUGCGUCUCGCUCUCGCUAUCGUCUGAUCAAUCGAUGAAUAAAGUCUGUCAAUGGCUAGAUGUCAAAGGAGGUUAUGUUCACAAUCUUGAGAAGAAUCUUGCAACUCUCGAGACAGCCAUGGAAGAGCUCAAGGCUAAGCGGGAUGAUUUAUCAAGAAAGGUCACAAGAGAGGAAGAUAGAGGUCGCCAAAGGCUUUCCGAGUUCAAGGUAUGGCUUACUAGAGUUGAGACUUUUGAAAACAGAGUCAACGAGCUUCUUAGUGCUAGAGGUAUUCAACUUCAAAGGUUGUGUCUUUGUGGGUUUUGCUCUAAUAGUUUAAUUUCGAGCUAUUGUUAUGGGAAAAGUGUUUUCUUGACGUUGAAGGAAGUUGAGAAACUCAAAAGUAGGGUUUUCCAAGUGGUUGUUGAGGAAGCUCAAACAUUAGAGGUGGAGGAAAGACAACUUCAACCGAUAAUCGUUGGUCAAAAGGAGAUGCUGGAAAAGGCAUGGAAUAAUCUCAUGGAAGAUGGAGUUGGAAUCAUGGGUAUGCACGGUAUGGGUGGAGUAGGGAAAACAACGCUUCUCGCACAACUCAACAACAAGUUUAGUGGCCUAAGGUGUGGAUUCGAUUAUGUGAUUUGGGUUGUGGUGUCUAAAGAGUUACAAGUAGAGAAGAUUCAAGAUGAAAUUGCUCGGAAAGUCAAUCGUGUUGGAGAGGAGUGGAACCAAAAAUCCAAAAGCCAAAAGGCUGAUGUUAUAUACAAUUUCUUAAGGAAAAAGAGAUUCAUCUUGUUUUUAGAUGACAUAUGGGAAAAGGUGGAUUUAGUUGAGACUGGAAUCCCAUUUCCAACAACACAAAACCGAUGUAAAGUGGUGUUCACCACUCGUUCCCUGGCUGUUUGUGCAUACAUGGGGGUUGAAAAUCCAAUGGAAGUCAAAUGUUUGGCGGAAAAUGACGCAUUUGAUUUGUUCCAAAGAAAGGUUGGCAAAAUAACACUAGGAAUCGAUCCAGAGAUCCCUGAACUUGCAAGAAAAGUUGCUAAAAAAUGUUGUGGCCUACCAUUAGCAAUCAAUGUCGUAGCUGAGACCAUGUCAUGCAAGAGGACGGUUCAAGAAUGGCGUUGUGCGAUAGAUGUUUUGACUUCAUAUGCUAUUGAGUUUUCCGGUAUGACAGAUAAGGUCCUUCCGUUUUUGAAGUAUAGCUAUGAUAAUGUUGAGGAAGAGCAACUCAAGUUGUGUUUGCUAUAUUGCGCUUUGUUUCCCGAGGAUGAUAGCAUUCCUAAAGAAAAAUUGAUUAGCUUAUGGAUAUGCGAAGGGAUUAUAGAUGGAGAUGAAAGUAUAGAAAGAGCUGAGAACAAGGGUUAUGAGAUAAUUGGUAGUCUUGUUCGUGCAUCACUGUUAAUGGAGGUUAAAUGGUAUGGAACAACGAAUGUGUGUAUGCAUGAUGUCGUUCGUGAAAUGGCCUUAUGGAUUGCAACUGAUAUGGGAACACAAAAAGAGGCUUACAUUGUAAGUGCAUGUGCUGGUUUAACUGAAAUGCCAAAGGUUGAGAACUGGAACGUUGUAAGAAGGAUGUCAUUGAUAAAGAAUAAGAUUCACAAUCUUGAUGGCAGUCCUGAAUGUCUCGAACUCACAACCUUGCUACUACAAGAAGCGAAUUUGACAAACAUCUCCAGUGAGUUCUUCAAGUCCAUGCCAAGACUAGUUGUUUUGGAUCUAUCUUACAAUGGAAGUGUCUUUGGAUUGCCAGAUGGAAUAUCACAACUAGUUUCUUUGCAACUUCUCAAUUUGUCAUAUACAAGUAUACGUCAUUUGCCUUUGGGUGUGAAAAAGUUGAAAAAACUCACUCACUUGGAUUUGGAGGAAACAACUAAGCUUUCAAGUAUCACUGGGAUAUUAUCAAGUCUGCAUAAGUUGAAGAUACUGAAUUUAUCUCGUGCUGGUUUUUCAUUGGAUUGCGACGUACUGGAGGAAUUGGAAACCUUGGAACAUUUGGAAAUUUUGACUAUAGACAUCGAUCAUCUUCCAGGUUUGGAGAAAUUUUUGAGCUCUCAUAGGUUAACGUGUUGUACACGAGACCUAACGAUCAGGUGUACGCAUGUGGAAUCAUCUGGAAUAUCACUUCCAGUAACUAUGAACAAGCUUCGUGAAAUGAACAUUAUAUGGUGCAGUAUCUCUGAGAUAAAAAUCAAAAGCAAUACGGUUUCUCCAUUACAUAAUCCGAGAAACACAUGCUUCUUGAGCCUCUCCAAAGUGAUUAUAAUGGAUUGCAAACGCUUGAAGGAACUAACGUUUCUGAUGUUCGCUCCAAAUCUUAGAACUCUCUCCGUAGGAUCAGCAAAUCAACUCGAAGAUAUAAUAAACAAAGAGAAAAGUUGCCAAGGUGAAAAUUCAGGGAUGGUUCCUUUUCGAAAGCUGGUAUCUCUUACGUUGUGUGAUCUACCGAUGCUGAAGAGUAUCUAUUGGAGUCCUCUACCUUUUCCAUGUCUCAAAAGAAUCGAUGUAAUCAGAUGUCCAAAUCUGAAUAAGCUUCCACUCGAUUCCCAAAGUGGCACAAAUGGACUCGUCAUAAGAUACACUGUGAAAGAAUGGAUUGAAUGUGUGGAAUGGGAAGACGAAGCUACCAAAACCCGCUUCUUACUUUCAUGCCUACAUGUCUAAAACUUCUCCUCUUUUCUUAUCUGAUUUUGUAGAAAUCUAUUUUCAGUUUUUUAGCUGCUUCCAUCUUUAAUGCCUCUCUGUGUGAGAGUUCUAAGUAACAUUUGAUAUUUGUUGUAAUGUAGUUUUGUAAGCGUUUGACAAUUUUGAUCUAUAUAAAUAGUUACA
Eutrema salsugineum is the source of this 2880-nucleotide messenger RNA. RefSeq names its product putative disease resistance protein At1g63350. NCBI's taxonomy places the organism in Eukaryota, Viridiplantae, Streptophyta, Magnoliopsida, Brassicales, Brassicaceae. The transcript has a single exon. Gene Ontology annotation, molecular function: protein binding; ADP binding. The record is from RefSeq and is a predicted model, not a curated record. The coding region runs from base 67 to 2715 and encodes 882 amino acids.